Eleginops maclovinus (Patagonian blennie) is the source of this 610-nucleotide messenger RNA. RefSeq names its product NADH:ubiquinone oxidoreductase subunit B2 (gene ndufb2). The record is from RefSeq and is a predicted model, not a curated record. Gene Ontology annotation, biological process: mitochondrial respiratory chain complex I assembly. The transcript is spliced from 4 exons. Bases 169 to 474 code for a protein of 101 amino acids. Lineage: Eukaryota; Metazoa; Chordata; Actinopteri; Perciformes; Eleginopidae. Gene Ontology annotation, cellular component: mitochondrial inner membrane.
AGCACACAGGAAGAAAGACCAUGAACACUGUCCAAUCACAGCUGUCGUUGUUAGGAGGUCGUUUAUUGACAAGGGAGAAGGUGACUCCUCGGUGAGACGGACACUAGCUAGCUCUUCAAAUCUUACAAAAGAACCCAAAGAAGACUGGUUGCGGGGAAAUUCGCAACCAUGACUUCUUUUGGAAGGGCGUUGGGAGUCUUUCGCACAGGAUCUCAGCUCCUCAGACGCGGUACGCAGAGGAUAACGAUCAGAAAUGGUAGCGGCACACCGACUAUUGUGCCGCAGUACAGGCAGUUCCCUAAGAUAACUAGGAGACAUGUUUUGGAGUCCGAGCUGCUCAGCGGUGCCAUGUGGUUCUGGAUCCUCUGGCACUGCUUUCACGACCCUGAUGCAGUCUUGGGUCACUUCCCCUGGCCCGAAGCCUCUGAAUGGACAGAUGAGGAACUUGGAAUCCCACCAGAUGAUGAAGAAUGAGAUCAUAUUGCAGUUUCCUUUGCUUAAGUGGACACAGGUCACAAUGAGGAAUUCUAGCUGUGGGGCAAGUCCAAAUCUUCUGGAUAUUCUGAAAGUCAGUUCUGUAAAUAAACAAUAAAAAUAUCUUUAUGUGAAA